AUGAGCGGCUUCCCCACAAACACCUUCAUGCACCCUCAAAUCGGCUCCUUCACAAAAAUUUCCGUCGGAUCCUACUCCUUCCUAAUCCGCCACCCCACCAACACCAGCAAACACGCCACCCUUCUCUUCGACCUCGGCGUGCGCAAAGAUUGGCGAGAAAACUGCCCCACAACAUUCGUUCAGGGAAUCGAGCGCUCGGGCUACAUUAUCACGGUUGAAAAGGACGUUGCUACCAUUCUAACUGAAAACGGUGUGUCGCUUACUGAUAUCGGCGGGAUCAUAUGGUCGCACUGGCAUUUCGAUCACGUGGGCGAUCCGGGGCGUUUCCCGCCUACCACAGAUUUGAUCGUCGGACCGGGGUUUAAAAGGCAUUUUGUGCCUGCAUUUCCGACGGUGCCGGAGUCGCAUGUUGAUGAGCGUGCGUGGGCAGGACGGCAGUUGUGUGAGGUUGACUUUGACGACGCUAACGAAGAGUUCGGCAAAAGGUUGCAAAUAGGCAAAUUCCAAGCCCUGGAUUUCUACGGCGAUGGAAGUUUUUACUUACUCAAUACGCCGGGACAUACGGUGGGACAUAUCUCUGUGCUCGCGCGUACGACGGUUGAGCCACCGACGUUCAUCUUCUUGGGGGGCGAUAUUGCGCAUCAUGGGGAUAUAUUCUGGGUUUAG
Messenger RNA from Pyrenophora tritici-repentis Pt-1C-BFP, 666 nucleotides. RefSeq names its product Metallo-hydrolase-oxidoreductase. The record is from RefSeq and is a predicted model, not a curated record. NCBI's taxonomy places the organism in Eukaryota, Fungi, Ascomycota, Dothideomycetes, Pleosporales, Pleosporaceae.